AUGAUCAAACGUUAGUUUGAAAGCACAUAAAUUCCAGAUACAGUACUGCAAUCUAGAAGAGCUUUUAGCCAAGAAGAAUAAUUAAAGGUUCCCCAGUCAAUAAUUAACGGAGGGCAAUAAGCAACUGAAAAGGGACUAUUACUCAAAAUCGAGGAUAACGUUAAGAAAGAUUAUGAAGCAAUUGAUGAGCAGAAUCAAAACUACCUCUAAGUCACUGAGAUUAAAAAUGUGUAUCUAAAAAAAGAUCCUAAGCGAGCUUAAAUUGAGGUACUCUAAGGUCGAUAUAAUCUUAGAAUGAAUUAAAAUCUGCCAUUUACCUGCAAAAUACAGCAGUUUUCAAAUGAGCCAAUGGCAUAUUACUUGUUUAAAAAGAGAGAUUUUAUGCAGAGACUCUAAUAAAAAGAACUUACUAAAAAGGAAAAGGAGGAAUUAGAGUUUGAAGAGCUGACUAGGAAACUUAUGGAAGACAGUAGUGGAAUCAGAAAUAAGAAAUUUCAUGAGUACAUUAAGAAAAUAAGAAAAGCAAUAUGGUUAAAGAAAAUGGCAAAUUAGAAAAAUAGUAAAUUGAAAGAUAAUAUUGAUGAAGAUGCCAAAGCAUUCAAAGAUUUAGAUGGUAUAUUAGAGUAGAGUCCUGUUUAGGAGGCAUAGUAAAAAUAAAGGAAGCCUUUGGGAGUAAUUAUGCAGUAAAUAAAGCAAGCUAAAUAUGCUAAUUUAUAGAAAGCACUGGAAAUAAAGAAGAACCAAUGUAUUAUCAAUUAUUAGCAAGCAAAUUUGAAUAAGACAUAGGAUCAGAUACAAGAGCCAAAUUAAUCUAGUAUUGUAUUCAAUAUGGGUGAAAGCUUUCCCAAAGAAGAAUUUAAAAUAAAACUAAAUACGCAAGAGUCAUAAUUCAGACUUAGAGACAAGCUUGGACAAGCUUCUUAAGAAACUUUGAAAAGCUAAUUAAAUCAUACUAACAAGACUUCAGAUGUGAAUCCAUCAAAUAAGAAACACAUAGAUGUAUCAACAAAAGAUACCUCGAAAGUAAUCACUUCUCCCACAUAGAGCAAGACUAUUUUUAAAUUUCCAAAACUCAACCAUUAAGCAAUUUCCAGAAAUCUUGAAAGAAGUAUGAGUCCUUUCAAUGUAAAGAGCAAAUAUAAUACUUUUGUCACCAAUAAAAACUCAAAUUUAAACAGAUCUCUUCAAAAUUUUCAUUCAAUUUCAGAAAACUCUGUUUCAGAGGAUUUAAACUUAGAUGUAUCAAGGAAGAGUGUCGCUUCAAAUUUGAUUAAGAUUAAUAAGAACUUAUCUCACGAGCAUAUUAAAGACUAUGAUAAAGAUCGAUAGAAUGCCAGAAAUAUAGUUAUUAAUUGUGAAAAAAGUCAUUAAAAGAUUAAGAAAAACUUUAAGACUUUUUAACAGUCUAUUAAGUAAACUAACGAUUACACUGACAGUAUAAAUCUAGUGUCAUAAACUAUGAAGGAUAUUGAAAAUUCUCCAGGACCUUAGUUAGGGGCAACCUUUGUUUACUAAAAAAUGAUAUAAAAGGAAUAGUACUAGGAAGAAUAAUAAACUUGUUAUGAUUAUAGAUCUGCUUAGAUAGACCCAUCUAAGCUAUUGACAAAGUGGGAAAGAUAACUUAAACAUAAAAAAUGA
This is a messenger RNA of Stylonychia lemnae, 1638 nucleotides long. The record is from the annotation of a GenBank genome assembly. NCBI's taxonomy places the organism in Eukaryota, Ciliophora, Spirotrichea, Sporadotrichida, Oxytrichidae.